AUGCCUGUCAUAUUAUCAGUUAUGAUCUAUGUUGACAAUACAGAAAAUUCGUCAUUUAUUACUACAGGGAAAAAAAUACGUCUUGUUUCAAUUAUAGUGUUUUCUAUCCUUCAAGUUCUUUAUGGUCUUUGUAUUAGCAUAUUGUGGCAAAAAGGGUAUUGGAGAUUUCAAAGAAGAUCAGAAUACGGCUUUGAUAUUAAUACAGAAGCAAGAAUAAGUUAUGAACCCAAGCCAAAAGAAUAUAUUUAUGAUAAUGACGAAGAGUUACUGGGCAAGGAUGAUGAGGAACUGUCAAAAAAUUCCUGGGACAAGGAGGUCUUUUCACGAAUAUUGGACAAAUUUUGUGGUGCAUGCUUAGCAUUCUGGAAAGCAUUAGACUGA
Entrophospora sp. SA101 is the source of this 381-nucleotide messenger RNA. The record is from the annotation of a GenBank genome assembly. NCBI's taxonomy places the organism in Eukaryota, Fungi, Glomeromycota, Glomeromycetes, Entrophosporales, Entrophosporaceae.